Molecule: messenger RNA, 1485 nt
Organism: Neoarthrinium moseri
Lineage: Eukaryota; Fungi; Ascomycota; Sordariomycetes; Amphisphaeriales; Apiosporaceae
Exons: 1
Coding region: 1-1485 (494 amino acids)
Biological process (GO): secondary metabolite biosynthetic process
Molecular function (GO): acyltransferase activity, transferring groups other than amino-acyl groups
Source: RefSeq, a predicted model, not a curated record
AUGAUCGCUCUCACCUCGAAUGUCCGGAUCUCGCCUUCCAACGAACCUAUGUCCAGAUCACUGGAGAUUCAGGAGGAACUCGACAAUGCAACUGGUCGUCCGGAACUAUUGUCGAUUUGGAACCAGAACUCCCCGAGAGUUUACAUCUCCGUCAUUCUCAACUUUCCUUUGAACAACUCUUGCAUCGAACAGACAAUACGACAUCUUGACUCUUCCUUAAAACGCCUUGCAUGUGAACGCCCGCUCUUCGCAGCACGUUUGCAUGCUGCUAGCGUCGCCCAACCCGGCCUGGCACACCUGGUCUACUCCCCUGAGAACCAGAUCCCCUUCGAGGUAUCACUUGGGCCACGUGACGUUACUGAGGACUACGGGCAAAUUCGUGGCCGAGGCUUCCCCCCUUCUCUCUUCAUAAAGCCUCAGUUCGGCAUUCCUGGCUCCAUUGGUGCGGAAUCGGAUCCUCUGCCGGUGUCCCGGGUCCACGCCCUUGUCAUCCAAGGAGGCCUACUACUGGCUGUCUACCUGCAUCAUUCUCUUUGCGAUGGCGACUCCCUGCGCAUAUUCCUGGAGUGCUUUGCUGCACAGACAAGGGGCGAUGCAAUCAAUCGACCAUCUGAACAGACAUUCAUUGGUCCUGGAGCCCGCCGUCAAAGCCCUAGCACCUUGCUCUCAUUGAUUUCCAAAUGCCCCGAGUACACCUUACUCCCUAACUUCAACGGCCCUACCCAGCCGCUCUACUCCAGUAGUGGCACACCACUAGAAGCCAUCGGAAAGACCGGUAAGAUCUUCGUCUUCAGAAGAGAUAGGAUCGCACAGCUGCAAGCUGCGGUGCAGGCCCAUCUGCGGCUGGACAAGCCACCAUCAACCUACACUUGCCUGGCAGCGCUCUCCUUUGCGCAUAUCAUCAGAGCCCGGCUCUCGGCCGAGAGCUUUUUACCAGAGACAGAAACUCGAGGCGAUGCCAUGUUAUGGAACUCGGUAAACUGGCGGUCUCGUGCUUUCCAGAACCUGACUGGCGAUUACUUUGGCAAUGCAGCACUUCCCGCAGUCACCAAAGCCACCAGGCAGCAACUCCUUCUCGCAUGUCAGGACAUAGCAACUCUCGCAACUUUGAUCCCACUGAUCAGACAGUCUAUCGAUGCGGUGGACGAGGAAUACGUCCGCCGUCGGCUGGCGAUGGUGUCAGCGUCAUCCGAUCCCAGGAUUAUCGGAGUCAACUUUGAUCCCAGGAUGCCGCAAUGUCUGGCAUUUAACACUUGGCGCCACUUCGGAGCUGAUGUAACGUGGGAAAUCCCGGGUGUUCCAGUGGAGAAGCCUGAUGCCAUCAGACGAGCACAUGGCUCGUGGAACUUGGGAACUGCCCUGAUUUUACCUGCUCGUGCUUCAUCAGAGUUUCAAGAGCUUUUUGUGAGUCUCUCACAGAGCGCGAUGGAUCUGCUAUGCGAAGACAAGGAGUGGCUCGAAUGGAUCGAUCGAGUUAUCGGGUGA